Messenger RNA from Molossus molossus (Pallas's mastiff bat), 4592 nucleotides. It is a transcript of the gene VSIG10, whose product is annotated as V-set and immunoglobulin domain containing 10. NCBI's taxonomy places the organism in Eukaryota, Metazoa, Chordata, Mammalia, Chiroptera, Molossidae. The transcript is spliced from 9 exons. Bases 297 to 1922 code for a protein of 541 amino acids. The record is from RefSeq and is a predicted model, not a curated record. Gene Ontology annotation, molecular function: cell adhesion molecule binding. Gene Ontology annotation, biological process: cell-cell adhesion. Gene Ontology annotation, cellular component: cell-cell junction.
UGUUGUUUUCCCGAGCCGGAGUGGGUGGCGGGCACCCGGGGCGGGGUGCGCCCUCCCGCCCGGGGCCGAGCGCUCCCGAGAGCGAAUCGCACGGGAGCCCGGCGCCGCUCGCAGCCCCCAACGUCGGACUCACCCCAAGCAUCCUUCCCGGGGGCUGCGGAAAGCGGAGCGAUCCUGCCGUUCCGAAGACCCGGGGAGAGCAUCUGGUACCCUGGGGGCCUGAGCCCUGGGGGGCGCACACCCAGCCCCGCCGGACCCCGCGUUUCCAGAGGGACCCUGCCCGCCUCGCGAGCGAGAUGGCCGCGCGGGCACCCGAGCCCCAGGUCCUGCUCUGCCUCGGGGCGCUGUUGGCCCGCUGGGUCGCCGCAGGAUUGGAAGCUGUUGUCAUCGGAGAAGUUCACGAGAACAUUACUCUGCACUGUGGCAACAUCUCGGGAACGAGGGGCCCAGUGACCUGGUACCGGAAUGACUUGGAGCCCACCUUCCUCCUGUCCUCCAAUUCCAGUCUGCUGCCAGCCAAGCCACGCUUCUCUCUGGUGAAUGCCAGCUCCCUGCACAUCGAGGCACUGAGCCUGCAGGACGAGGGGAACUACACCUGCCGGGAGGUCCUGAACGAGACUCGCUGGUUCCGAGUGUGGCUGCAGGUGGCCAGCGGCCCCUACCAGGUCGAAGUCAACAUCUCCACCGCCGGCAAGCUCCCCAAUGGCACCCUCUAUACAACCAAGGGCUCCCAGGUGGACUUCAGCUGCACCAGCAGCUCCAGGCCUCCGCCCAUGGUGGAGUGGUGGUUCCAGGCCCCGGAAUCCAGAAUCGAGUUCUUUGGAAGCAACCUGACGGUCAGCUGCUUCACGCUGCUCCAGAUGUCGAGAAACCUCCAAGGGAACUACACCUGUUUGGCCCGAAACACACUCAGCAGGAGACAUCGAAAGGUGACCACCGAGCUCCUGGUCUACUCGCCCCCUCUGUCAGACCUUGAGUGCUGGGCAGAGAUGUCGCCAAGAUUAUUCAUGCUGAAGCUCACCUGUCGCUGGGAUGGGGGAUACCCAGACCCUAAGUUCCUGUGGACAGAAGAGCCAGGAGGUGUGGCCGUGGGGACGUCGAAGUUGGGAGUAGAGAUGCUGAACCGGUCCCAGCUGUCGGAUGGCAAGAAGUUCAAGUGUGUUGGGAGCCACAUAGCGGGGCCCGAGUCAGGAGCCACCUGUGUGGUACAGAUCCGGAGCCCCUCCCUUCUCUCUGAGCCCAUGAGGACUUGCUUCAUGGGGGGCAGUGUGACACUCACCUGCCAGGUGUCUGGAGCCUACCCCUCUGCCAAGAUCCUGUGGCUGAGGAACCUCACCCAGCCCGAGGUGGUCAUCCAGCCCAACAGCCACUAUCUCAUCACGCACAAUGGCCAGAGCUCCACCCUGACCAUCCAAAACUGCUCCCAGGACCGGGACGAGGGCUACUACGUCUGCCGGGCUGAGAACCCUGUGGGGGUGAGGGAAGUGGACAUCUGGCUGAGCGUGAAAGAACCUUUAAACAUCGUAGGAAUCGUGGGGACCAUCGUGAGCCUCCUUCUGCUGGGACUGGCCAUUAUCUCGGGCCUUAUGUUGUAUUACAGCCCUGUGUUCUGCUGGAAAUUAGGAAACACUAUCAGGGGACAAGACAUGGGUGAUGUCAUGGUUUUGGUGGAUGAGGAAGAGGAAGAGUUGGAGGAAGAAGAAGAUGCUGCUGAAGAGGAGGAGGAAGAGGAGGAGGAGGAGGAGGAAGCCAACGAGAGGGAGGAGUUGCCGAAAGAAAUACACAAGCACGGCCACAUUCAUAGGGUGACCGCGCUGGUGAAUGGGAACAUAGACUGGAUGGCCAAUGGGCUCCAGGCCCUGCAAGAUGACAGCAGUGAGCAGCAGAGUGAUACCGUUCAAGAAGAAGACAGGCCAGUUUGAAGAAGAGAGCUGUCCUUCAUUAUCCUGUCUUAAGAGCUUGGGAAGCUACACUGAAGAGCUUUUCAUUUUGCUUUGACUUGACUUGUACCCAUUUGAGGGCUUCAGAUGGUUUGAGGCUCUCAGCACACACACACACACACACACACACACACACACACACACUUCUGUCCGUUUUUAAAACCAUUGGUUUAAUUUGCUGUAACAUUUCUUAAGGGUGUUUAAAAGCUCUGGGAAUAGGCAGUGUGCGGGGGAAAAGUUGCACUUGGAGUCUGAGGGGCCCUUUUCAUCGUGACUCCUGGCUGGAUCCAUGUUGACUAAUGCUAAUUUGGGGGAGCAGGAGUGGAGGGGGCACCUGGCCUCAGUGCCCUUUGCCACUGGUACAGGUCUGUAACCUGCUUACCUCAGCACACAAGGGUCUAGUAAGGGGUGACAGGGACACUUCCUUUAUCACUGCCCAGGUGAGCCAAGGAACCAGGGAAAUAUCAACUCACUGGGAAAGGUGAGGAGUCAGCUACUGAUGCAGUUCAGACGGAGGCAGCGUGGUUCAGGGUGUCAGAGUCGGAAACACCAGGCUUGAAUCUGAGCCCUGCUUCUUACUUGUUUCAUGGGCUCGGGCAGGUUGCUUUACCUCUCCCCGGGCCUCAAUGUCCUCAUCUAUAGAACAGGUGAAAUCACACCUACCUUCCAGGGGUGUAGUGGGGACUCUGGGAUGUGCAAGUGCCUAGGAGGUGCUCAAGGGAUGUUCGUUCUCGUCUCCUUUGCCUUCCCUGGCGAGAAAAGAAAUGUCACCUCUACGCUGCAAGCCGCCGGAAUGGUGUCAGACGAGGGCAUUAGCAGCACUCUCCUGGUGAUCUUGGCUUCUCUGGAAAUAGAACUUUUUUCAAAAGAGGUGGGGGCCCAUAAGAGAAAGUGCCUUUCAUUAGAACCUCACAUUUUGCAAAGCUUCAUAUUUAUGCAGCAGCCUCUUAUACACAAUGUCAGCUUUCAGCCUUUCCCGUUCUUCCUUUCUCCUGCGACUUGGAGAGAAGGCUGGAGAAACGGUCUGUAAGGGAGAGUCUGGUGAGGUGUACUCCUUGAGCCGACCAGCUCAUCCAGCCUUCGGUUUCUCGAUCUCUGGAGUGGGAAUGGGAAAACAUGUUUCCUUCCUUUCUCUGAGGAUGUUAUGAGGAUACACUGAUCAAUAAUGCUAAGUUUCGAAUGAAAAUAACGUGUGAUGGCCUUAAGCUGCUAUUGCUUCCAGUAGAACCUGUACUAGGGUUCAGGUUAGAGAUCUUUUCCCCCUGAUUUCAUUCAAAUCUCUCCUCAAUGUCAGGGGCCUUAUAACGGUGCAAAGAGUGCGUGCUAAGCAUAAAAAUCUGACUUGAAUUUGCAUUCUUUAAUAUUGCACAUUCUGCUCUGAUGGGCAAGACCUAGAGCUUAGAGGAGAAAACUUCCCUUUUCCAGUAACAGGGACUGGGACUCCUAAAAUGAGACACUGGUUAUCUGCAGAGUUACCCUGCAGGUGUGUUUGGGGUUGGUCUGUUUUCUUGAUGGAAGGGACUAAACUGAGCAAGUCACUAGAAGUGAGUCCUGUCCCCGGCUCAGAACACUGGGGAGCUCAGGAGCUGGCUGCAAAUUUGUACCCCUCGGAAGAGCCGUGAACGGCAGUCUCAUUGUUCGGUUGGGUCUUUUGCUGCGUGGUACCUUGUGUAUGUAACCACUCUAACCAGUCUAAGUUAGUGUCACUUACAGAACAGGACACUUCGGUUGCUUCUAAAGUUACUGAACACUGAGCUAGUUUCUCCUUUAGAAUCUUCGAUGAAUUGCAUUCCUGAAUCUGAGCGUCUACUAUGCAGAGGCAACAAUAUUUUUUUUAAAAGAAAAUAAACAACUGUCAGGGAAAAUUCCCUAGCUGGGAACACAAGAUCACUGAGGUGUUUCUGCAAUUUCCUCUUCUCUUGCACACAUACUUGAUAGGUAGGAAAUCUUCAAGGCAGAGUUUUUCCACUAGCAAAUGGGAGCUUCAAGGUCUUGGUGCCAAACACUCUAUAAACCCUUGAGUAGCUGAGCUGUGACUGCUGUCACUUGUAUCUGAGCCCUGUGUGCACAUUACUAUGGCUGGGUCAGGUAAGAACCCAGGUACUGGGGUCUUCAAGUUUCAAGGAUUUUUAAAGAAAGGGCUUUUUGGAUGACCCAUCCCCAAACCCAUAAGCAUAUUGACAAUGGGUUGCAGGCUUUGUGUGGCAAAGUCCAAGUUGUUACAUUACGCUUUACCUACAUUCUUAUCUGAAUGUAUUGUGAACUCUGAGACUAGAUCUCGUUAUCAGAACCAGGAAGAUAAGUAUUUCAGGGCUAUCACAACUGACAUUUCUUUUUCUCUAAACCAGGCAGACGUUGGGGAAAGGGCUCCUGCAAUCUUGUGGCUUUGGAAGUAGCUCUAAUUCUCACAAGCACCUACAGGCCCUAUUACUGCAGCAGGAACACACAAUGGGGAAUUUCCAUAACCCAUGCACUGAAACCUGGAAAAUACUCCUUGCUGGGUAAAAGUGAUGGUGAUGCAAUACGUGCCAACUGGUAUUUCUCACCAUGGGGCUGGCCAGGAUCGGCUGCAAAGAAAAAUAAGCAGAUCCUCAGCAUUAUUUACAGUUGAAUAUUUGAUGUGGGGAGGUGGGUUGGGACAAUUCAUUCUGA